AUGGAGGCUGCAAUUCGGUUCUCGCAGAAUUCCCACCCUGGAACGCAGCAACGAUUUCUAUAUGUUGAUGUCACAGGGAAGACUUUCAGGCUUUGUAAAAUCUCCAAGCAGAGCAAGAGUGGUGUCAAAUAUGAUACUGUCCAUACAUCAACAAAAGUCCCAGCUUUCCGAGCUUUUGAUUGGCAUCCUGUCAACGAAGAUCUGGUGGUUGUAGGACAGGCAGGCGGCGAGGCUACUCUGCUGAACAUAGCGGAAGGUCAUCAGGACUCGCUGUCAUUUCAAGUCCGAAGCCAACGACUUUGCAACGCUGUUGCUUUGAACAGCCAGAACUUACUUGCUGCUGGACUAGAUAAAGUACGAACCGACUUCUGUCUGAAUGUGUGGGACUUCAAUCAACGCUUGCCUGCCCCCGGAUCGAAGGGAUUCUCCAAAAGCUAUUCCGAGCCUCUUCAUAAGCUAGCGAGCGGAGAACCGAUCACCAGCCUGAAAUUCUUUCAAGAUGAUCCUCAGCUGUUGGUGGCUGGUGUCAAGGGUCAAUUCGUCAGAUUGUAUGACCUUAGGGAGCCCUCCAUCGGUAAUGGACUUCAGUUCGCUACUCGAUGUGUUCACAAUUUAGCGAUCGACUGGCUGGACGAGAACUACUUCGCCUCCUGUUAUCCUACAAAUGAUCCUUCAUUAUGUGUCUGGGAUCGGAGGAUGAUUAGUCGGCUCAACACUCCCCAUAUGAGCUUUGGUGGAGGAUCACAUUCGGGAAGUGGACAGCCAGAGGUCUCGCUAGAAUUGAAGAAUGUGAUUGAAAGCCCGGGUACGAUUUGGAGUUUACGAUUCUCCAAGUCUCGCAGAGGGCACCUCGGUGUCCUCUCCAGCACAGGCAACCUCAAAGUCUAUGACAUCGCCAAAGAUCCCGUCUCCGAGACAAAUCGGACCGGCCAAGACAGUGGCCACGAUAUUUCUUGGGAGAACAGCCCACCACAGGAAGUGUUUCUUGACCGAGCCCAGGAAGUAGCGAAGCAAUACCCCCACCAAUCCGUCUCUCAGGACGAGAAGUCGAGGGUAGUGUCGUUCGAUUUCAUGACAUCGGCAAGCAGAUUAGGACAACCGAAGAUUCUCACUCUUGAUGGACAUGGUGAGAUCAAAACCAUCUCGACGAAUGCCUCCCCUGAGCCAGCUACCAUUGCAAGUCUUGACUUCCUCUGCAAGGGCGGUACUGUUGUUGCACAAUCAAAUCCAGAUGUGCUCCAAACAGCGAAAGUAAUCGAAGAGAUUCGUCGAAAGGUGCAGCCCAGGAAUGUGCUCAGGCAAUCAAUGAAACAGUCCCGACAGGAAAGGAAGCUUCCUGACAGUAGGAGGAUGUCCAGCCUAGACAACCAAGCAUGGUAUACUGAUUUGGGAUUCUAUGAGAAAGAUGUACCAUUACAAGAUCUUCUCACUUUGACCUCCGUGCAAAGGAUGCGCUGUCAAGCAGGAUACUUACUAAAUCCAACAAAAAACAAGGCGAUUGUCUCUGAUUCCCAUUGGGUGCAGACAUUCUGGGCAUGGAUCGAGCUUGCGGCGAAAAUAUCCAAGAAUAGCAACAUGACACAAGACAACUUUGACUUGUCCUAUCUUGGUGUAUAUGCUCUUUGGAUGGAAGAUGUGAACGCAAAGAACCGGACAUUAGGACCCGGUUCCAACAAGCCUGGCAAAAUCAUUGAGAACCUUGUCCGCCGCCUGAACAUUCCGAAGAUCAGAGGCAGCGCAACAGAGUAUCCCGCCAACCGGCAGAUUUGUCUUCAUUCUGCAGGGUUAGCAUGGUCGUAUGAUGAACUUGAAAGAAGAGUUAAAGGACUUGUGGCACAAAAUCACCACACCAAAGCUGCGGCACUUGCGAUGUUCGCGAUGGAGCGCAAACUAGCCUACAAGGCCCUUCGUGGCAAAGGUGCUAACCAGUCCCACAAAAUGUUGGCACUGGCUAUCGCAGGAGCUUCGAAAGGUGCGAGGAAUGGCGAAGGAGGAGCUAUGUCCGGCGAUGAGUUAGAUGCGCAAGACGACUGGGCUGAGACCAUUUCAUCUCUAGGUGAAGAGUUGACCGAUCCAUAUGCGCGUGCCAUCCUUGCCUAUGUGAAAACGGGAGAUUGGUCCAACGUCGUUGCGGAAGAUUCUCUCCCACUUAAGUACCGGGUUUGUGUUGCACUACGACAUCUCGAUGACUCCAACUUGACCCGGUAUAUCUCCCAAGCAAUGAAAGCUGUGUUGGUGGAAGGUGAUAUUGAAGGAGUCGUGCUGACUGGUAUUGCGACUCGUGAUGCUUUCGAGCUAAUGAACAGCUACGUUCGCAGGUUUGGUGACCUGCAGACAGCAGUGUUGGCACUGUGUCCCGCCAUACCGCGAUAUGUCGACGGUGAUGAAGUUGUUCGCAAGUUUGAUGGUUGGAAAGACGCAUACAAACACAUGAUCAAUAGUUGGAAUUUGAAGUUUGACCGCGUUAGGUUUGACAUUGCGUGUCAAAAUGCCGCUGUGGACGAAAGCGGAAGACGACUCAUACCAACUGCAAAGCAGCAAGUCCGACUUGUUUGUGGCUUUUGCGCGCAAAGUAUUGCCCACGCAGCAGGUACAGAUGAUGAGGGCUCGCCAGGGCACAAGGUAGUCGAGACGCCACAGCACCCACUGACAAAAGAAAAGGCUGCCGCGAUUGGCACUGUUUGUCCAAAAUGUGGCAGGCAUCUACCGAGAUGCGGUGUCUGCGAUCUGUGGCUUGGUAUGCCGGAUGAAUCGUACUUGCCAUGGUACGGGACGCAACAAGCGAGGCAGAAAGGCAGCAAGGGCAGUCUCGAUCUCAGCGCCAGUCUGGCGGGCAGUGUGCAUACCACGAUUGGGCCAGGAACGGCGUCGGCGACGUUGAAGGGCUCUGCAUCGCCUCAGCUCGAGUCUUCACCGCAUUCUCAGGUCAACUCGACGAAAUCAGCUACUACUGAGUCUACGACUGGAACAGCUAUUCCCACAUCUCCAGCAGCCGUCAACGGGAACAUCGUUGUGCCUAGUAUUGCGGUCAUUGAGCCACCAACGACGGCGCCAGAGCCAGACAACGACAUAGAAAAGGCUGACAAGGCCCAAAAAUGGGACGCUGCCAUGGCGAAAUUCACCGUGCUUUGCCUGAAAUGCUCUCAUGGCUGCCACGCCGCGCAUGCCAGGAUGUGGUUUGAGAAGCAUAGCGUCUGCCCUGUGCCAGAAUGCUCAUGCCUAUGCAACGAAUGA
Exophiala xenobiotica is the source of this 3234-nucleotide messenger RNA. RefSeq lists its product as uncharacterized. NCBI's taxonomy places the organism in Eukaryota, Fungi, Ascomycota, Eurotiomycetes, Chaetothyriales, Herpotrichiellaceae. Gene Ontology annotation, molecular function: protein binding. The record is from RefSeq and is a predicted model, not a curated record. Gene Ontology annotation, cellular component: cytoplasm. The coding region runs from base 1 to 3234 and encodes 1077 amino acids. The transcript has a single exon. Gene Ontology annotation, biological process: positive regulation of TORC1 signaling.